Messenger RNA from Pocillopora meandrina, 1604 nucleotides. The record is from the annotation of a GenBank genome assembly. NCBI's taxonomy places the organism in Eukaryota, Metazoa, Cnidaria, Anthozoa, Scleractinia, Pocilloporidae.
AUGAACGAGACAAUCGUCGUGACGUUUUGUCAGUGUUCGGACUUAAUAUCAAGAACUUUGAUGAUAGCCACGGCUAUGAUUGGAAGCAUUUUUGGCAAUGGCAUAAUUUGUAUUUUAUUUAUUCGGUUCAAGACGUUGCGUACAGUGCCAAAUAUCCUGAUCGUCAAUUUGGCCAUCAUAGACAUCCUCAAUGGACUCACUAACAUGCCUCUCUUCAUCAUGUGGCACAUUUGCAAGGUGUAUUUCCUCAAGGGUCGUGCACUUUCGUGGUUCAUAGUGACAUGGUAUGUGCUGUUCAUGUACCUGACAGUGGUCAAUCUCACUGUGCUUACAUUGGACCGAUUUGGGGCCAUUGUGUUUGGCUUUCGCUACCAUUCGUGGAAGACGUUAAAAAAGGGAAAAAUAGCAGUACUCUUCGUUUGGGUUCUUGCGGCUGCUUACACGUAUGGCAUGUUUAUACUGGGGCUUAACUUUGAUAUUGGAGAUGCACCUGUGCUCGAGUACAGGAUACACUACUUAAAAAACUUUGGAAGAUAUUUUAUUGUUCCUGGUUAUCUGGUUCCAUUCUCUAUCAUGCUUAUUUUGGGAGUCAUGAUUUGGCGCACGGUAUGCAACCAUAGAAGGAGGUUGUCGACACUCUAUCCACAUUUAAAGCAAGUUAGAAGUGAUGUUAAGACGGCCAAGACAAUUGCCCUGACUGUAUUAGCCUUCCUCAUUCUUGGUGUUUUGCCAAUGGCGUUACACAGCGUCGCAAGAAAGCACGGAACUUGGCUUAAUUUCCUUGCGUAUUUUCUUAUGGAUUUGAACAGCAUGGUUAAUCCUAUCAUUUAUUCGCUAAGGACUCGAAGGUAAGCUCGCUUCCUUUUUAAAUAUCCCACUGCGGUGGUUUUGUCUUGUAAUUGACUUUCACUAUACAAUGAGAAAGAGAUUAGAUUUUGCAUAAAAAAAUUUUUACUUUGUUGUGUUGUCUUUAAAAUGCUUGCUUAUACCUUUUUCUUCUUACUUCCCUUAUAAUUAAUUCAAACUGAGUGUAUUGCUAACCGGAAAGUUAUCUAUUGAUGUGUAACACGUUAUAUAAUAAUAAAAAGCGUGCUCGAGAUUUAUACCGCGUGAUUGUCGAUGAGGGCGAAGUGCAAAUCAUUUGACACGCAUAGAAAUCAAGAGCGAUUUGUUUUUUUUUUUUGUUUUAUCCUAGGGAUACUAAUCGUUCAAAACCUAACAAGAUUAACGUACCUUUUCAAAGAGGCUAUAGUUUUCAUCGAAUAUUGAGACACAUAUAUGACGCACAUGAUUCUCAUUUUUUCCAUGGUGGCUCUCCCCCACAUACUCACCUUUUCCAAUCUUCCUCAGGAAUUUUCUUUAGGACUGUUAAAUUUUAUAACGAUUAACCAAUAAAUGCGUUUUUUUCUAAUAUCUAACAGGUUUCGCAAGGCUUUUUUGCUGCUUCUUAAAGAUCCUUUUGGCACCUCACAACCGCAUAUGACAUCCGUGUCACUACAGCAGAAGAAAAAUACUCGAAACACAUGAAAGCACAACAGUCAAGUUAAGGACGUGAAAACAACGAGGAGAUGUUAAAAUAUCGAUGUCCCCAUUCGAUGAAUUCA